AUGGAUAUUCCUGAAUGCGCUAUUCCUGCCGUGCGUCCCACAUCCCCGCCUCCUUCCUACAGCGAGUCCAAUCAGUUCCCAGUUUUUACAACAGGAGUUGAUAUUCCCUCUACACCACCACCAGUUUACUCCCCCGGUCUUUCACCACCUCCGUACGGAGAAGCAGUGAGCAUCCAGAACGAAAGCGCUCAGAACAGCCAUGCCAAUGCUUAUCCAGUCCUUAACAUACCUACCCAUGCCACAGUGUUUCACCAGACUCAACAAACAGUCACACAACAGACAGUGCAAACAUCAUCACCUCAGGUAGUUGUGAUGCAACAAGAAGUACUGCCCCCACUAGGAGACACGCCCACCGCUACCGUCUGUCGGUAUUGCCACCACCGGGUCACCACCCAGGUGACGUACAAAGCUGGCAGUGCUGCCUGGGGCAUGUGCUGCCUACUGACGCUGUUAGGGCUGAUCUGUGGAUUUUGCCUCAUUCCCUUCCUUGUUAAGGGAUUCAAAGACGUACAUCAUUCCUGCCCUAACUGCCACAAACACUUAGGCAUCUAUGUUCGCAAAUAA
Molecule: messenger RNA, 564 nt
Organism: Chanos chanos (milkfish)
Lineage: Eukaryota; Metazoa; Chordata; Actinopteri; Gonorynchiformes; Chanidae
Product: lipopolysaccharide-induced tumor necrosis factor-alpha factor homolog
Exons: 4
Coding region: 1-564 (187 amino acids)
Cellular component (GO): cytoplasmic side of late endosome membrane; cytoplasmic side of lysosomal membrane; nucleus
Molecular function (GO): zinc ion binding
Source: RefSeq, a predicted model, not a curated record